Suncus etruscus (white-toothed pygmy shrew) is the source of this 1532-nucleotide messenger RNA. RefSeq names its product tyrosyl-DNA phosphodiesterase 2 (gene TDP2). The record is from RefSeq and is a predicted model, not a curated record. Gene Ontology annotation, biological process: double-strand break repair. Bases 13 to 1122 code for a protein of 369 amino acids. The transcript is spliced from 7 exons. Gene Ontology annotation, cellular component: PML body; cytoplasm. Lineage: Eukaryota; Metazoa; Chordata; Mammalia; Eulipotyphla; Soricidae. Gene Ontology annotation, molecular function: single-stranded DNA binding; protein binding; 5'-tyrosyl-DNA phosphodiesterase activity.
CGGCGGGAAGCUAUGGAGGCUGGCGGUUUUCCGGAGGCCGGGCUCGGCGCUGAGCUGGGCAAUGACGAUGACGAUGACGAAGACGAAGGCGUGCCCGAGACCAAGAAGCGGAGGCUGCAGUGCGCCGAGUUCGCGAAGGUGGCCGGGUGCGACUCCGCCGUGGCGCAGUGCUACCUGGCCGAGAACGACUGGGAGAUGGAGAGAGCAAUCAACUCUUACUUCGAGCCUCCGGUGGACGAGAGCGCCCUGAAAGGCUCUUCCGGGAGCCCCCAGCAGGCCGAGACUGUUGACCUGACCAGUGAAGAAACAACGGAAGUCGGUAAUUCUCAAACCAACUCAUCUGAAAAGACGGAGGAGGAGGAUGCCAGCACAUUCUCUGUCAUCACCUGGAACGUUGAUGGGCUGGACCUCAACAAUCUGCAAGAGAGGGCUCGAGGGGUCUGCUCAUACUUAGUUUUGUACAACCCAGAUGUGAUAUUUCUACAGGAAGUUAUUCCCCCAUAUUUAAGCUACCUAAGGAAGAGAGCAAAAACUUAUGAAAUUAUUACAGGUAAUGACCAGGGAUAUUUCACAGCUAUAAUGUUGAAGAAAUCAAGAGUGAAAUUUAAAAGCCAAGAGAUCAUUCCUUUUCCAGAUACAAAAAUGAUGAGAAAUCUUUUGUGUGUGCAUGUGAGCAUUCUGGGAAAUGAACUUUGCCUUAUGACCUCCCAUUUGGAGAGCACCAGAGGGCAUGGCCAGGAGCGAAUGAAUCAAUUUCAAGUGGUUCUGAAGAAAAUACAAGAGGCUCCCGAGGGAACAACCGUUAUCUUUGCAGGAGAUACGAAUUUAAGGGAUCAAGAGGUUGCCAAGUGUGGUGGUUUACCUGGCAACAUUUUGGAUGUCUGGGAGUUUCUGGGCAAACCUAAGCAUUGCCAAUAUACGUGGGACACACGCAUGAACUCGAAUCUCGGAAUAGCCGCUGCUUGUAGGCUUCGUUUCGACCGGAUAUUUUUCCGAGCAGCUUCAGAAAGUGGCCAUGUUAGUCCUCAAAGCUUGGACCUCGUAGGGCUGGAGAAACUUGACUGUGGCCGAUUCCCUAGCGACCACUGGGGUCUUCUCUGUAAUUUCGAUGUCAUCCUGUGAAAGGCUUUUCAGGCCAAGAGUUGUAAAAUUUUCCGCGUUGUUUUCUAUGGAAUUUAACCAAUUUUUACUUGAUUGGAAGAGUAAGUCUGAUGUGGAAGAAUGAAUAUACUGGAUCAUAGUUUCCUAAAACUGUCGUUUUAUUAUGAGGUUCGAUUGUAUCCUCAGCUUCUAGGACUACAUAAUAAUGGUUUUUGAAAGCAUUCCUGUUAGGAAGAGGAGGUUCCAAAUGAUGGGACACAGAUCAACAGCUUUUUGGGGUGAGCCUAAGUGAUUGUGCCCAAAGUGGGAGCACCACAGCCAAGUCCGAGACAGCCAGUAUCACAGCCUGAGCAGUCAGGGCAAAGGGAAGUCUUCGAGGUUGUCCUUUGCACGAGAUCCAUGUUCUGUAAUAAAGACUCGUCUCUAGUCUU